AAAUGCCUCUCAAACUCACCCUAAUAUGUUCUUUCGCGAGUAUUCAUUACCUGUGGGUAAAUUGUCAUCCCUAAUUGUGCCACUUAAAAUGUCCUAUUUUCCUUUAUGAAAAAAAAAAAGAAAGAAAGAAGAAAACUGAGAAGUUCAUAAUUUUCCACAAUUCUGCACCAAGCCAAACGCCCCCUUACAACGAUUACCCCCAAAUCAAUUUCCCCGAGUCCGACGAUCUGAGCCCUAAUUCCGCAGCGAUGAGCAGCAGCGACGUGGAGGCGGGCUUCGCGAAGCUGCAAGGCGAGGAUUUCGAGUACUACAUGCAGACCUACUCGAUUAUCCUCGGCCGCAACUCCAAGAAAUCGUCCGUGGACGUCGACCUCUCGUCGCUCGGCGGCGGGAUGAACAUCAGCCGCCACCACGCCCGCAUCUUCUACGACUUCCAGCGCCGCCGCUUCGCCCUCGAGGUGCUCGGUAAGAACGGCUGCUUCGUCGAAGGCGUCCUCCACCUCCCCGGCAACCCGCCGGUGAAGCUCGACUCCCAAGACCUUCUGCAAAUCGGCGAUAAGGAAUUCUACUUCCUGCUGCCGGUCAGGAGCAUUCUCGGGGGGCCGAUCGGCCCCCGCCACCACACGCCGAACUUUCCGAUUGGGGGGCCGGCGGCGGCUGCGCAGCAUCAUUUGGGGCUGCCGCCGCCUCCCGUAGGUGGUGGUGUAGGGUUUGGGAAGAAGGGGAGAGGAAGAGGGGAGUAUUACGAGGACGAAUAUAACGAGGAGGAUGGUGGCGGCGGAGGGGAGGAGGGCUCAUCGGGAGGGAAGCGAAUGAGGCGGAUUGACGGCGGCAUUGAUGGCUCUGGUGGCGGCGGAUACAGUUAUGGCUCCGGCGGGAAAGCCGGGGGAUCAGGGCAACUGGAUAAAAAGAGUGAUGGAAGACCACGUAUCGACAGGGAAGCAGACAACCAGCAGCUCCUUCAGUUGGAGGAGAAGGAUGUCGUGUCAUCAGUGGCGACGGUCUUGUCUGAUUUAUGUGGCCCUGGGGAUUGGAUGCCGAUGGAGAAGCUUCACACAGAGUUGGUGGAGCAAUUUGGCAAUAUCUGGCAUCAUAGCCGCGUGAGGAAGUACCUUACGGCCGAGGACGUUUCCACCCCGGAAGCCAAGGGAAAACCGUGGCAUGGAAUGCUCAUGUUGUUGCGGAAGUAUCCGGAGCACUUCGUGAUCAACACUAGAUCAAAGGGGCGCGUGGCACAGGAGUUCGUCUCGCUUGUCUCGUUGCUCUCCUGAGAGGGCUACCUAGGAUGUGGCAAAGACUAAUGAGGUGAAUCUGGCAUUCUGGAUUCUACAUUUUGUCUUGCCUUAGGCUGCAUUUUGUGUAUGGAUGAUUAAUUUUAUGAAAAUUUAUUCAUUCCUAGUUAGUUUCGAACAUGUCAUUGUCUGUAAAUUUUCUUGUAGCAAAUCUAAAUUUCAUUGGCCAGGAGAGCAAAGAAACUAACGAGCAUGUUUAACGCCAAAAAUGUAUGAUGUCGAAAUUUCGAAUUAUAUGAAGAUUGAAUCUUAUUAGGUUUGAUUGCCUAAUAAA
Molecule: messenger RNA, 1566 nt
Organism: Salvia miltiorrhiza (redroot sage)
Lineage: Eukaryota; Viridiplantae; Streptophyta; Magnoliopsida; Lamiales; Lamiaceae
Product: FHA domain-containing protein FHA2-like
Exons: 3
Coding region: 249-1271 (340 amino acids)
Biological process (GO): regulation of ribosomal protein gene transcription by RNA polymerase II
Cellular component (GO): nucleus
Molecular function (GO): protein binding; sequence-specific DNA binding
Source: RefSeq, a predicted model, not a curated record